UAAACUACUUUUUACAAAGAAACGUUCAAGUUUUACAAUGAUACAUCCUUUUGCUAAUGUUUGUUUUGUAGGAGAAGUAAAAAAUCCUGGUAAAACAAUUCCCAAAACUUUGAUUUCUGGUACGUCUACUGUGGCUGUCUUAUACAUACUGACUAAUGUGUCCUACUUGGCAGUUUUGUCUCCUCAGGAAAUCAUCUCCUCAGAUUUUAUUGCUGGCAUAUGGAUAGACAGAGUGUGCCCUUUCAUGCAGUGGGUCAUUUCUUUGGUGAUUUCCCUCUCAAUAUUGAACUCUACUGUCUGUGAAAUACUUUCAGCAUCACGGGUCAUCUACUCUGCGAGCCGAGAAGGACAGCUGCCUUUCCUCUUCUCCAUGCUUAACAACCACAGCUGCCCAGUUGUAGCUGUCACUAAGAUCAUCAUCCUAUCUUCUGUGGUAAUAAUUCCUUCAAACUUAAUCAAGUUAAUCAAAUACUUGAUGUUGGCAAGCUCACUUGUCGAAGUACUAUACACGAUAGCUUUACUUAAACUGAGGUACCGGGAGCCCCAUCUACAUAGGCCUUACAAGGUAAAUCAAAACAACGGCUUUACAUUUCUCCUUGCUUUACAUGAAUAAUAUCGUUUCAGCUGUGUAUGUGCCUCUCACCAAUUGUGAUACCAAUCUUCAAAACAUUUAAUAUAGGUCUACAGCUUAUGGAUAUGGAUCAUUCUGCUUGUUUUUUAUUAUGUAAAAGCUUAGGACUAAUUCUUCAGAGAAAAAUAAAUGUCAUUUUCUUCAACUUUCCUAGACUAUGCAAUAAUGAGAGGAUGGUAAAAUUUUGUACAUGCUCAGAAGUAUCUCCUUAGUUAACUGCCCAAUAUAAAUUAUUUACCCUUAUCUUCUUUCUAUAUGUACCUAAUUUCUGUAAGAUGAUAAUGAAAUCAUCAAUUAGGUGAUUUUAAACUUUUUUUCAUUUUAUUAACAAGAUAGAAUCACUACUAUAAACUCUUAGAACAUUUUUUGUUCACAGGUUUAAAUUUUAUGAUUGGAACUAAACACAUCAAUCAGAUGUGCUUUACAACUGACCUGUAUACACAGAGCCCAGCAUAUGUUCCCUGAAAUAAACUGUCCACUAGUGAGCUGCAGUCCCAAGGUGAGGCAAAGCCUAGUGUGCUAAACAAAGAUAGAUGUCAACAUAUAUUUGCCAUUAUGAUAUGUGCAGCCAGCCAUGUUUAAUGUAAGCUUUUUCUU
Messenger RNA from Acomys russatus (golden spiny mouse), 1228 nucleotides. Its product is annotated as solute carrier family 7 member 13-like. Gene Ontology annotation, molecular function: L-amino acid transmembrane transporter activity. The record is from RefSeq and is a predicted model, not a curated record. The transcript has 2 exons. Gene Ontology annotation, cellular component: membrane. Gene Ontology annotation, biological process: amino acid transmembrane transport. Lineage: Eukaryota; Metazoa; Chordata; Mammalia; Rodentia; Muridae. The coding region runs from base 38 to 613 and encodes 191 amino acids.